AAAAUGAUUAUCUGGGAUCAAUUCUGGACCGACAUUUGCCCAACUGGAUUGAGACCUUGGGUGCAGAGCAACAGUGAUCUUGCGCCAUGCUUCCAGGAGCUCGUGCUGCAGCUGCCCAUCCUCGCGCUAUUUGCCACCUUUUCAUCUUACUUCUACGGAACUCAUUGGCGUACUGUGUCCCGGAAUGACACACAACUGCGAGCCUUGCGUGUGCGAAUUUUGGCAUCGUUAGGUUUGACCAUCAUACCAGCUUUAAAAGUGUUUUACAUUUUCCGCCUUCACGAGGAGCUGUAUCCAGUAGACAUAAUGCUCGCUUGUGUUCAACUCGUAGCCUGGCCCAUUCAUUGCUGUUUUCUACUAUCUUCCAUGAGGAAAGGUUCCCUUAGCCACCGUGGCCCUCUAGUACUGAUUGUAUUAUGGACUUCGCUGUUUGCAUUAUGUGCGAUAUGGCUGCAUACAAAUUUACACACGGAAUACUGGCCAUGGUAUGCGGCUCACCUAUCGGUAUACCUCUGUUAUGGCGCAACACUUGUUUCCCCCGGGCAUGCCCAUUACGUGCGUCUUCGAAGGACGGAAGAUCAAGAACGACAGGCGUUACUACCCCAAUCGUACACCCGUUUCUUCGAGGACAUGGAAGAAACAGUGCUUGGCCCUAUCGAGGACGAUGCAAAUAUAUUUUCCAAAAUUGUUUUCUACUGGGUCCGGCCACUAAUCGCUAAAGGUGUUAAUGGAAAAUUAAAACGAAGCGACGACCUGUUCGAUCUGCCCGAAGCGCUGACAUUGCAUCGAGUAACGGAAAAACUGCACCUAGCACUCAACACAACGACCUCUUUGCUGAAAGCUCUGCACAAGUGCUUUGGAUGGGAGUUUUAUAUGAUUGGCUUGCUACGAAUGCUGGGAGAUCUGUCCGGAUUCGCAGGUCCCAUCCUGCUCGGCGGUCUGCUACGUACGGAGGAUAAUGGUAACGGUACAACACUAGCCGAUAUAGCAGACCCCAAUAGACCCAUAGAUUAUCGUGCGUACUAUUAUGCUCUCGCUUUACUUACUUCGGCUGUGAUUAGCGCCUUCGCGGCAGUUCACUUUAACUGGCGUAUGACAUUCGUCAGCAGCAAAUUGCGAAUGUCCAUCGUAACUGCGAUUUAUCAAAAAUCGCUUACUGCAAAGCAGCUGCAAACAGCGCGACCCGAAAUACUAAAUCUAAUGUCAACCGAUACGGAUCGCAUAGUAAACUCGUGUAUCAGCUUUCAUUCGUUUUGGAGCAUCCCCUUCCAGCUAUUCACUACGCUCUAUCUGCUCUACACGCAGCUCGGUGUCGCUUUUGUUGCUGGAGUUCUAUUUGCAGUGCUGCUGAUUCCGAUUAAUCGCAAGAUCGCACAGAAAAUUGGACAACUCUCGCAAGGGCUAAUGUCAGCGAAAGAUGGACGCGUAACAAUCACCACGGAAACCAUUAGUGGAGCCAAAGAUAUCAAAUUAAACGCAUGGGAGGAUGUUUUCAUCGGCAAGAUCCAGAGCAAGCGAGAAGAAGAAAUACGCUUCCUAGGAAAGCGAAAAUAUCUGGACGCGUUAUGCGUGUACUUUUGGGCCACAACUCCAGUGUUGAUGUGCCUAUUUACCUUCGGUACCUCGAUUCUGCUCAGUAAACCCUUAACCGCAGCCACAACCUACACCAGCGUGGCUUUGUUAAACAUGCUCAUCGGACCGUUAAAUGCAUUUCCAUGGGUACUAAAUGGUCUAGCCGAAGCGUGGGUAUCACUGAAGCGCGUGCAAGAACUUCUCGAUCUACCGGAUAUCAAUUUGCAGGAGUACUAUCGUCCGCUAGAUGCUUCCGAUGCAUCCUACUCCAAUUCAUCGAAGCGUCCCGUCGUGCUAGCGAUCAAGGAUGGUAGCUUCGAAUUCGAAACCAAGCGCAGCCGCAAUGAUUUGAAGCUGGUGCAGGAGGACAUAGUUGAUUUCGCUUUUCGCGACCUAACAUUGCAAGUGCGUCAAGGAGAGCUCGUUUGUCUGGAAGGUCCGGUUGGUGGUGGCAAAUCCUCACUACUACAGGUGAUAAUGGGCUACUUUCAAUGCACGUCCGGUGCUGUAGCAAUAUCGACAGAUGUGAAAGAAGGCUUUGGUUAUGUUGCUCAGACAGCUUGGCUACAGCAAGGCACCAUUCGGGAUAACAUACUUUGGGGCGAGAUUUAUGACGAAGCGCGUUAUAAAGCGGUCAUUCAUGCCUGUGCAUUGCAGUACGAUCUAGACGCAUUGCGCGGCGACAGCACCGGGGUUGGUGAGCAGGGCCGAACACUGUCCGGAGGCCAAAAAGCACGAGUAGCGUUGGCCCGUGCAGUCUAUCAGAACAAAAGCAUUUAUCUGCUGGAUGAUAUACUAUCAGCUUUGGAUGCACAUGUGGCGUCGCAUAUAAUUCGACACUGUUUGUUUGGGUUAUUGAAGGAUAAAACGCGCAUUAUUGUUACCCAACACGCUAUGGUGUUAAAUCGAGCUACUCAAAUCCUUCACGUCGAAACAGGACAGGUGUCGCAGAGCGAUGCACCGAACGUUGGUUCUCUGCUGAGCGAUUAUGAUGAUUACGACGAGGAUACGAGCGCCACACUGUCCAUUGCAAACGAUUCUACGUCGUAUGCAGCAGUAGUUCGCAACGACGACGACCAACGAAGCAACGAUAGUGUGCUGAUGGAUGAGUCGCGUGAAUUCGGUCAUCUUGACCGUACAGUACUCGGAGCAUACUGGCAAGCUACAGGACGUAGUCUUGGGUUUUGGGUUAUCAUUGCAGUGCUCAUGAUGCAAAUCUCUCGCAAUCUUACCGAUGCAUGGCUAGCGUACUGGGUCGGAACGAUUAAUCAAACACCCCUAAAUAGUACAACGCUUUCGAAUGAUCCUACCGCGCUCGAAGAGAGCGCACCAGAAGGAUUACUUGCGAUGGUUGAUCACUUGCUUUCACCAACCUUCACUGACAACAACGGCACAUCGCCAUCGUUCUAUUACUUAGGGAUAUAUGCUGCUCUAGCCAUCACUAACAGUCUGCUUACGCUGGUGAGAGCAUUUCUGUUCGCGUAUGCUGGUUUAAAAGCGGCCAAAUGCAUACAUGAUCGAUUACUUAACAGCGUCCUUUAUACUAAACUUCAAUUCUUCGAUGUUGUUCCUCUGGGUAGAAUUAUCAACCGUUUCUCAUCCGAUGUGUACACUGUGGACGAUACGCUUCCAUUUAUUAUGAACAUUCUUUUGGCUCAAUUUUUUGGACUGCUGGGAGCACUGUUAAUAAGCCUGUACGCCAUGCCCUGGCUAGGGCUUUUGAUUGUGCCCCUCGUUCCUAUAUAUCUAUCACUACAAAGCAAAUAUCGUUACGCUUCACGUGACAUUAAACGACUUUCGAGCAAUGCCUUAUCACCGCUAUACGCUCACUUCACUGAAACAUUGCAAGGACUGACCACAAUUCGAGCAUUACGUGGCGAGAAGCGAUUCCAACGAGACUUUCUUUACAAACUGGGCGAAAGCAUAAAGGCACAACUAUCCGCAGCUGCCACACAACAAUGGUUGGGAUUGAGAUUGCAGUUGUUGGGCGCUUUUCUCGUCGGAGGAUCCGGAUUGCUAGCGGCGAUUACAUCUGCUCAUAUGACUUCCCCCGAGCUAGUAGGGCUUGCCAUUUCAUACGCAUUGUCUAUCACCGGGCUGCUUUCGGGGUUGCUUUAUGCAGUGGCCGAAACGGAACAGGAGCUUGUCGCUGUCGAACGUAUCCAUCAGUACUGCCAGCUUGAUCCGGAAGUAAAUGCCGAUGGAUCUGCCGAUCCUCCAUUUGGUUGGCCUUCUCAGGGAGUGGUUGUUUAUGACAAUGUACACAUGCGCUACCGAGAGCACUUGUCUUACUCCAUACGAUCCAUCAACAUUAACGCAAAGCCGUGCGAACGCAUCAGUAUUGUCGGACGUACUGGUUCGGGAAAAACGUCCGUGAUGGCUUCACUACUGCGAGUGGCACCCUUGGACAAAGGCACUAUAACAGUAGACUUUGUAAAUAUAUCUACCUUGCCUUUGGACGUACUGCGAAGCCGGAUCGCGCUAAUUUCUCAAGAUCCCUUCCUGUUCAACGGUACAAUCCGAGAUAAUCUUGACCCGCGCGCCGUACAUAUCGAUUCCGAAAUAUGGGAAGCCAUCACCUGCUGUUUGGCAAGUCCCCUGGUGCAAGCACUCGGAGGUCUAUACGCUCAACUCGACGUUAGUGGAGCGAACCUUUCCGCAGGGCAAAAACAAUUGCUCUGUCUCACCCGAGCACUACUCAAAAAAUCUAAAAUUGUGCUGAUCGACGAAGGCACGUCUAAUCUAGAUUUUGAGUCAGAAUCUGCAGUUCAGCUAGUUCUCAAAAAUGCCUUCCGUGGCCGUACAGUUAUCGUGGUAGCCCAUCGUUUGAAGGGAAUCCUUGACACCGACCAAGUGUUUGUCAUGCAGGAUGGAACCAUCGUUGAGCAUGGUGUGCCUCGCGAUCUUGCCGAUCAACCAACAUCGUUGCUAUAUUCUUUACUGCAAGAGCAACAAAAUUCUUAGUU
Molecule: messenger RNA, 4538 nt
Organism: Anopheles maculipalpis
Lineage: Eukaryota; Metazoa; Arthropoda; Insecta; Diptera; Culicidae
Product: ATP-binding cassette sub-family C member 10
Exons: 2
Coding region: 4-4536 (1510 amino acids)
Biological process (GO): transmembrane transport
Cellular component (GO): membrane
Molecular function (GO): ATP binding; ATP hydrolysis activity; ABC-type transporter activity
Source: RefSeq, a predicted model, not a curated record